GGAAAUUAUACCACGAUCAAACAGAACCCGGGAAAACAAAGAGAGGGCCGCUUAAACGUAAUAUGUGCAGUAAAAGGUAAAUGUGUUUUAGUAGGAGUAGUUCAACAAGAAAUCAAAAGGUUCAAGCAAAACAAGCAAUCUGGAGCAGUGGCAUAUAAAGCCAUCCAUCACUCCCAGUAAGCCAGGCCUCAUUUCCUAGUAAACAAAUAGGAAAUCAGAGAACAGGGAACUGUCAGUGAAGAUAAUGAGAAAUGAGUCUCAGUGCCGUUUGGAUUGGAACAAGUUGUAACAGAUACAAGGCAAGUUUAUGUGACCUCAGAGAAAGUGUGUAUGCAUUAUAUAAAUACAUUAAAUAUUAGAUCUACAGUCUGGGUUAAACAUUAUUAAUGGGAGGCCCCUGUUGGUUCAGUGGCCUAGUUUGCUUGUUUCUUGCGCAUGUGACAUGUGAAAAGAUUUAAUAGGUGUAAAUAUUUUUUCUAGGCUCUGUUAGGGUCUUCUAAAGUCGCUCAGGGCUUUUCUUUGCUUAAAAACAAAGGCCCUGAUUUGACAAUAUUCUCUGCUUUGGUUGAUUUCCAUAUACAGCUGUGCUGUGAUUGGUUGGUUAGGUCCGUUUAUAGAGUUUACUCAGAAAAUCAACAUGACCUCAUUGAUUCAAAGCUCUCCACCUGCUGCUGCAGCCUGAGGUGAGUUCAGACAUCGUCCAGUGAAGCUUUUACAUAAAUGGAGUCUUAAAAAGUCAGGCAGGUUUGUUGAGAAAAAACUAGAAGGUGAAGACAAAGAGCGACUUUUAUGACCGAUUACUAAUGUGCAGUAUGAACAUUUACUGAUGUCUAUACUAUCUAUGGAUUACUUACAGUGUACAGGAUAACUUGUUUAGUUAUUGUAAGAUUACAUUAGCUAGCAAUUUGUGCAAAAACAGGUUCAGGUAGAGAGAAGAUACGGUCAAGUCCGAGAAGGUAUCCAGAAGGUACUCCAAAAGUCCCACAUGUAAUCCUAGGUGAAAGUCCAUGACUCCUGAGGUCUUCUGGUUCUGGUUCUGCUCUGCAUCCCCAGAACCAAACAUGGAGAAGAAUCAUUCAGCUUCUAUGCAUCUGAAAUCUGGAACAAACUUCCAGAAAACUGCAGCCAAAACACGAUGAGUUCCUUUCAACUAGACUAAAAACUGAACUGUUUAGUUGUUUUUGAACCACUAAAAAUGAAGCACUGAUGUGUAUCAAUGAUACUUGGCAAAAUGUAAUGUUUCAACAGUUCACUGUUCUGACUGUAUUUUUGUGUUUUUAUGAUGCAAAGCAAUUUGAACUGCCUUGUUCAUGAACUGCUCUUUGCAAAUAAGCUUGAUCGAUUGACUGAUUGAUAAUCAUUAUGCUGAUCUGAUUCCAGGCGGAGACAUUAUGAGGACCAUGGUCGUUGUCCCAUUGAUGUCUGUCCUUUACUUUGCCUCUGGGCAGCAUUUGGGCCUCAGAGAAGGAAGCUUUACAUUUUAUGAAAUACAGAAACCCUGGAGCGAAGCCCAGGCCUCCUGCAGGGAGCAUCACACUGACCUGAUCACUAUCAGGUCCGAAACAGACAUUCAGGUGCUGGAUGGUACCAGGGGCUGGAUUGGACUGCACAGAGACAACAACACGAGCGACUGGAAAUGGUCCAGAAGAGACGAGGCGGCAACCUUCCUCAACUGGGAAGAAAAUGAACCGUUAGGAAACGAGCACUGUGUCUAUCAGCGGCCGUUCACUAAAAAGUGGGUAAGUGUCCCAUGUGACGCAACACGUGUCUUCAUUUGCCAUGACGACGGGCUGGUUCUGGUGAAGGAGAAUAAGACGUGGGAGGAGGCGUUGGAGCACUGCAGGACUCUGGACAAAGUCCACAGCUACGACCUGGCGACCCUCAUCACCCCCGACGACAACCACUUUGCCCGAGAGACAAGCCAACUGGCAACCACUGAGGAGGUGGGCCGACCGCUGUUUGCUCUGUGGUGCUUUUGUUCACCAGCUCACCCUCUGUUUUUUACGUUGACCUCCCUGCUGCCUGUGGACGGGCCUGCGUUACCUUGUCGAUGAGUGGUUCUGGGUGGGUGGAGAACCGGUGCAGGACCAGGACAUUCCAAGCUGCCCGGGCGUCUGGUGUGGAGUCCUGGAGAAGAACGGCAAAGUCAUCAUUUGGGAUCAGAGACUGCAGACAGAGAAGGAACUUCUUCUGUUAUUUAAAAUCUAAUAUUAUACAGAAAAACUUAUGAAAAGAGGAUCUUCAUUCAUCCAACUUAAACUAGAUGGAUGGAUGGAUGGAUGGAUG
Molecule: messenger RNA, 2286 nt
Organism: Poeciliopsis prolifica (blackstripe livebearer)
Lineage: Eukaryota; Metazoa; Chordata; Actinopteri; Cyprinodontiformes; Poeciliidae
Product: lactose-binding lectin l-2-like
Exons: 2
Coding region: 1392-2054 (220 amino acids)
Source: RefSeq, a predicted model, not a curated record